AGAUCCGAUGAACAAUGGGAGUUAUUGGAUUGUGGAGGCUGAUUGAUGCAACGGGAAAGCCUGUACCGUUGGAGAAAUUGGAGGGAAAAGUUUUGGCUAUAGAUGUUUCGAUAUGGAUACAUCAAGUCAUACAAGGGUAUCAGGAUCGGCAAGGCAAUUCCAUACCCAAUGCUCAUCUUAUUGGAUUGUUCAAUAGGAUCUGUAAAUUGAUGUAUUUUAAAAUUAAGCCAGUUUUUGUAUUUGAUGGAGGUGUGCCGUUAUUAAAAAAGAAAACCACGGCUUUACGCAGGAAGUUAAAAUCUAUCGCAACUUGUAAAGCACAAAAGUUGAAAAACGAUUUGAUAAGCAACUUGAUGAAAUAUGCAGUGGUAAAGGGGACACUGGAUAAAGGAAACGAGGAUAGCGAAAAUAAUGCAAAGCCACGAUUCACAGAUUCUACAGUCAUUGCAGAUUCGUCUAAAUUUGACGAUAUGUACAAAUUGCCUGAUAUUGUUAAUGACGGUAAAUCGGUAAAUUCAGACGAUUAUCAAGAUUCGGAUGAGGAAUCUGAAUUAGAGCUCAGUCCUCGUAAGCAAGCAAGGUGGAUAGGGAAUAUUCAUAAUGUCAAUGUAAAUACGGAAGAAUUUAAAAAUUUACCAGCAGAUGUCAGAUAUGAUAUUUUAACAGAUUUAAAAGAGACAAGGAAACAAAAUUCUUGGGGACGUAUACAUGAAUUACCAGCGGGCUCCAAUAAUUAUUCUGGAUUUCAAGUGAAACGUUUAUUAAAACGCAGAUAUGUUCAAGAAUCUCUUGAGUUUGCUGAGAAAGAAAUGGGAGGUAAGACUCUUACUUUAGAAGAGUUAGAUAAACUUUUAACAGAUCAAGGAAUUCAGACAACGCAGAAUGACGAGAUGUUUCGCAUUGCUUCUGACAGUAAGACUCGAGUAAUUUACAUGAAAGAUAAGCCUCCCAUACAAAAUAAUGAAAAUUCUAAUGAUUUGAGUAACUUGAAUUUAAAUGAACUAUCAGAACAAGAUUCUCAUUCGAAUGAUAAAUGUAUAGACUCUGUGUCAAUUAAAUCCGAUAGUUCAGUCGCUGUAAUUGACAAUAUGAAUGCGUAUGAUUUUGAUGAAGAUUGGUAUUCCGAUGAAUCCUUCGCCGAGACCACGUUAAAUGAUUCUAAGCUAUUGACAAAAAAUGCUAUUCCUAAAACGAUUAUAAAUCCUGCUUUAUCCUACAUGUUGGAAAAUAGUGGCUUAACACGUGAUCAAAUAAUGACAAUAGUCGAACAGAGUAAGAAAAAUAAGAAGCGAUCCGAUGACAAUAGUUCUCAAGGUUCCAGUAAAAGAGGGAAGAAAUGGAACAGUCGAUACUUACGAAAUAAAUGCAAAAGGAAAAUAUUAUUUGAUUCGUCAAAGAGAAAAGCCGAAAUUCCAAAUAGUUUGGAGUCUGCGACAGAAUCUGAUGUGUUAGAUGUGGAAGAUUCACAAAAAUUUAACAGUGAAAGUCAAGAAAUUAAGAGCAUUGAUUCAAAUAAAAUAAUAACAAUGGAAUCAUCGGAUUCGGAAUCUAACGAUUUUAUCGAAAUAUCCGAACAAUUUAAUACUAAAACUCAGCAAAUAAGAACGCAUGAUUCUAAUAAGACAAUUAUUAUGGAAUCGUCUGAUUCUGAAAGUAAUGAUUUUAUUGAAAUUCAAGAUGUGCCCAUUCCAGAAUCGAUGGAUUCUACGAAAUUAAAAAGCAAUAGUAUUCAAAUAACAAUUAAAGCUGAUGAAGAAUUGCAGGAUGAUAUGUUUGCCGAUGUAUUUAGUGAUAUUCAUAAUAAGGCCGACGUAUUUAGUGAUAUUGAUAAUAAGGCCGACGUAUUUAAUGAUAUUGAUAUUAAGGCGGACAUAGUUGAUAAAAGUAAAUUAAAAUUGGUUGAUAAUCAAGAGAAAGAUAUCUUUAAAGAUAACGUUUUUGCAAAGAUAACGGAAGGAGAAAACUCCAUUCCAGAUGAAGAAUUGAAUAUAACGGAAUCAGUUAUUCUUAAAAAGGCAAGCCCAGAUGUGGCAGUAAUGGAGACAAACAUCAAAAUUAAAGAUGACGAUAUACAUAAAGAUUCAAUUGUAGAAAAAUCGGAAACUUCUUUAAUAACGGAUUCUAGUGAACGAUUGAAGGACGAGGAAUUACAAAAGGAACAUAAUUACGAAACCAUUGCCGUUCCAAAAGUGUCAACUUCGAUUUUUCCUCUAGAAGAAAAAGAGCUCGAAUCGAUGAAGAAACGUUUAGAAUUGGAUCAACAGCAAAUAUCUGAAAGCUUGGGUAAACUAGAGAGACAAGCAACGGAUGUUAAUGAUCAAAUGAAAAUUGAAGCUCAAGAAUUAUUACAAUUAUUUGGAAUUCCUUAUAUCGUAGCUCCUAUGGAAGCUGAAGCACAAUGCGCUUAUUUAGAACAAAUAAAAUUAACCGAUGGAACCAUAACAGAUGAUUCUGACAUUUGGCUUUUUGGAGGAGAGUGCGUUUAUAAAAAUUUUUUUGAUAACAAUAAAAAAGUUUUACAAUUCCUAUCGAGUGAUAUUAAUCAUCAUUUUAAACUUUCAAGAAACGAAUUGAUUCUAUUGGCUCUUUUAGUCGGUAGUGAUUAUACAAGUGGUUUGUCAGGCGUUGGUCCUGUUACAGCUUUAGAAAUCUUAGCGGCAUUUCCUUCCGACGAAAAGGAUAUUUUACGAGGUUUGCGAGCUUUUUCGUCAUGGUACAGAGCAGGAAAAUUAAGCGCCCCUGGAAAGGCAACAUUAAGGAAUAAAUUGAAAAAUGUUCAUAUCGAAAGAGGCUUUCCUAAUCAGGCUAUCGUUCAAGCAUAUGUUUGCCCAUUAGUGGAUGAAUCAAAAGAAUCCUUUACGUGGGGGAAGCCCAACUUGAUUCUUUUAGCAGAUUAUGCAAAAAAAAAGUUUGGUUGGACGAAACUUAAAUUCGAAGAAAUUAUAACACCGGUUAUGAAAAAAGUAGCGGAGAACAAAAGUCAAAGAGGAAUAGAGUCAUACUUUAAGGUCCAGUCUGUUCCAAAAUCCAUAGAAACAACUUUAAGUAAAAGAAUUCAGUUAGCUGUACAACAGCUGGGUAACAAAAGUCAAAAUAUCCACACUACCGACGAAAUAGAAAAAGUUAAAAGAACAACAAAAUCAUCAGUUGGGAAAGGAAGGAAAUUUAAAGAGGGCACUAAGGAAUUAUUGCCGAUCGCGGAAAUUAACGAAGAUGAGAAAACGGUUGAAAUAUCUCAAGAGGUAGAUGAACAACCUAGUCAAGGUAAUAAUAAAAUUCAGCUAAAAAAAUUGAUGAAUGCAAGCACAGACAUCAUUCCGCAAAAAGAGCAAGAUAAAGCUAAUGCUUUAAAAUCGAAACUUAGAGCGAUUGAAAUAUUUAGAAAAUCCAAGAAAGGACUUAACCGUAUUAAAAAAGUUAAGAAAUUUGUUAAGCAAAUCAAGGAUGAAGCUGAACUAUCGGAGAGUAGUAGUAGCUCUUAAACUUAUUAUUAAUAUAUAAGA
Ceratosolen solmsi marchali is the source of this 3503-nucleotide messenger RNA. RefSeq names its product rad2 superfamily protein mus201 (gene mus201). Gene Ontology annotation, biological process: nucleotide-excision repair. The record is from RefSeq and is a predicted model, not a curated record. The coding region runs from base 15 to 3482 and encodes 1155 amino acids. Gene Ontology annotation, cellular component: nucleus. The transcript is spliced from 9 exons. NCBI's taxonomy places the organism in Eukaryota, Metazoa, Arthropoda, Insecta, Hymenoptera, Agaonidae. Gene Ontology annotation, molecular function: single-stranded DNA binding; DNA endonuclease activity.